Molecule: messenger RNA, 246 nt
Organism: Acanthamoeba castellanii str. Neff
Lineage: Eukaryota; Discosea; Longamoebia; Acanthamoebidae
Product: Dalanine aminotransferase
Exons: 2
Coding region: 1-246 (81 amino acids)
Molecular function (GO): catalytic activity
Source: RefSeq, a predicted model, not a curated record
AUGGAGGCGAAGGCUGUCGUUGGCGAGGAGGCCUACUGGAAUGGGCGCUGGACGAAGGAGCCCAUCACGGUGCCGGCGAAUGACCUCUCCGUGCUUCGCGGGUUCGGCUGCUUCGACUUCCUCACGACCUACCAAAGGCGUCCCUAUCGCACGAAGGAGCAUGUGGCGCGCCUCUUCCACUCGGCAGAGCUGCUGGGCCUCACCGUGCCUGCCACCCAGGACCAGGUGCGCAUAAACUUCUACUAA